Messenger RNA from Ostertagia ostertagi, 582 nucleotides. The record is from the annotation of a GenBank genome assembly. Lineage: Eukaryota; Metazoa; Nematoda; Chromadorea; Rhabditida; Trichostrongylidae.
AUGGGUGUAAAAAGAAAGCAAAGUACAUAUGUGGAUGCCCCCGUCUCAGGUGGAGUGACAGGUGCGCAAAAUGCUACACUCACGUUUAUGUUGGGAAGUGGAAAUUGUCAGAAGACUUUUGAUCGCGCAGCGGCAAUAAUCAGGCUGAUGGGCAAAAAUGUGGUGAACUGUGGAGAUGUAGGUGCCGGCCAAGCAGCUAAAAUCUGCAACAAUAUGCUAUUAGCCAUAGAAAUGGCUGGAGUUGCUGAAACAAUGAAUCUCGGAAUAAAGAUGGGUUUGGAUCCAAAAGUACUCGCUGGUAUAAUCAAUACCUCUUCUGGUCGCUGCUGGUCAUCAGAUACUUACAAUCCUGUUCCGGGUGUGAUCGAAGGAAUUCCGCCAAGCAACGGAUAUCAGGGCGGCUUUGGGAGCGCUCUCAUGGCAAAGGACCUCUCUUUGGCGCAGAACGCCGCAACUACUACACAGUCACCUACGCCAUUGGGAUCUUUGGCUCAUCAGAUUUACCGCAUUCUGGCACAGGAUCCUAGAUAUGCUGGCAAGGACUUCGGAAUUGUUUAUCAAUUUCUGAAAGAACAGAAGUAG